This is a messenger RNA of Brassica rapa (field mustard), 4377 nucleotides long. RefSeq lists its product as uncharacterized. The record is from RefSeq and is a predicted model, not a curated record. Lineage: Eukaryota; Viridiplantae; Streptophyta; Magnoliopsida; Brassicales; Brassicaceae.
AAAAAAAAAAAAAAAAAAAAAAAAAAAAAAAAAAAAAUUUCAAAUAACCCAAAACAAGUUAUCGUUUUCAAACUAAUCAAAUGAUCAAAUUAAGUUUCAUAAAAUGAUAAUUAUACUUUUGUUCAGAUAUAUAAAAAUAAAUAAAUAUUUUAAAAAUAUUCUAAAAUUUUCUUUCAUAAAACCGUUUUUUUCAAAGUAAUUUUUCAAUUUUUGCUUCUAAAAAAAGAUAAUUGAAAAAAGUUAGUAAGACAUUCUUGAAUGUGUAUGAUAUCUAUCUUAAUUUGAGUUUAUAAAGAUAUUCCAUAAUAAGUAUAAUAUCUUUAUAUAAUUUAGAAAAUAUUCAGAAACAUGAUUUCAAAAAUACAUUCUUAAUUUGUAUUUAUGAUCACCAUCAUAAAUAUAUAUUUAUGAAAUCUUUACUAAACUAGAAUUAUAUGUAUAUUAACAAAUAUAUUCCAAGAAAUAUAUAUAGCAUCUUCCUAAAGUUUACUGUAGAAAUUAUUGAAUUUGAUACCUAAAUUUUAUAAAAUAUGCUACAAAUUUUGAAAAUAUCUUUGUAAAUUUUGAAUAAUAUCUUUAUAAAUAUGCAGAUAAGUUAAAUUCAUGAAAAUGCUAUAUACAUUUAGAAAGAACUUUAAUAUACAUACAAGUUUAUAUUUUAACGUUUAUGAAGACAUUCAUUAAUUUAGAUUUUUUUUUUACAAAUUCACGAAGACAUAGUACACGUUUAUGAAGAUUAUUAUUUUUGUAAAGAAAAAUCGUAUUUAAAAGAAAAAAAAUUGAUGAAAACAAAAUUUCAAUGAUAUUAUGUGCAAAAUUUUAAUAUAUAUUAAAUAAAUAGUUUCUCUUAAUUAAAACGAUAAAUGAAAAUAUAAUUAUUAAUCACAUUUUUAUGGUUGACAAAACAAAGUUACCAUGUUUAAGAAAUCUAAUUUGGUUACUUUGACUUCUAAUUUGGUUAUUUUGACUUCAUAAAUAAAAAAAGCAAACAAAAGUGUAAUUUGACCUUCGUUUCUCUCCCUCGCUCCUCAGUGAAAGCUUUUUGAUUAAGCUUCCUUCGUCUCCUCCACUGCGUGAUCUGUGACUGACUCCCUGAGGAAUCUCCUCUUAAGCAAGACGUUCGUUUGUUCAGUUUAGCAACUCAAACUCACACCAUGGUCUCCAGCAGAGUAUCAGAUUCGCCUGCUCCCAAGGCCCAUAACGGCAACGUAUCAUCCUCAGCUUCUGUACAGGAGCUUAAUGAUGAAAAGUUCUCUUCUGAAGAAGUAGGCUAUAUUCCGAGUGCCCCUCCAAUUUCCUGGGCAGUAGAGGAAUCUGGAGAAACUAAACCAGCAAGUAUUCAAGUGUCAGAAGCUUCUGAUACCAUUAGCGCUCGUGGCACAUCGCAUGCAGUGGUUUCCUACGAUGCAUGUGUGCGACUUUGCCUUCAUGCGAGGGAAAAGGGUUGCAUGGAGGCUCGCAUGUUUCUGGAAAACGAAUGUGCUCUUCUACGAGAAGCAUUCGGGGUGAAGGAACACCUUUCGCUAUCGGAGGAGGAAAUGCUGGUGAGUCAAUCUUCACAAGCUCCGCACGAGGGAGUUGCACCAAAACCCAAGAAAAACAUUGGCAAAAUGAUAGUUCAAAUAUGGCAUGUUAAAACAGAUUUGGAUGCAGCUCCAACGGGUAAUGGUAUAUUAUAUGUAGAGCCAUCGCUGAAAAAGAUUGAGAAACUGCGGGUUCACUUUUCCAAUAUCGCAACACGUAUAUCUUCUAAAUGGCGGGCUCUAAAGAAGAUCAAUCUUCGUGCAAAAGAGAAACACUUGUGUAGGUUAAGAUUGAAAAGCUCAACUGUAGAUGACGCUGCCGUUAUCAUGAAAUCCGGAUCCGAUGAAGAAGGCCAUGUUUUCUUUCCUGAUAGUCAUGAAGAUGAUCUGAUAGUUGAAAUAUUUGAAUCAAACGGGAAGGAAUUUGGGCGUGCGCUUGUCCCGCUAGCUAAAGCUACUGAAGUUUCCGCUUAUUCACUUUCCUGGGAGUCUGUAUUUCGUGAGCCGGGACAUCAACUUGUGGGAAAAAUCCAGAUCCAUUUUGACUAUUCAGCAAGUUCUGAUGAUAAUAGCCAUUUGAAGGGUUGUUCCGUUGCGGAAACAGUCGCAUAUGACCUAGUCCUGGAAAAGGCCUUGAAAAUGCAGUGUUUUCAGCAAAGAAAAUUGUUGUUACAUGGUUCAUGGAAAUGGCUUUUGGAAGAAUUUGCCUCCUACUAUGGGAUUUCAGAUGUCUACACCAAGCUCACGUAUACCGCACUUUCUUUCUUUUUAAUCAUUGGAGGAUAUGCUAUAACUCGGUUUUCUCUGUCGUGUUUUGUUGCAUUAAGAUACUUGACCUAUGUGAUGGAUGUCGCUACACCAACUUCAGACUGUCUCCAUUUGGUGCAUGACUUGCUAGCACCUGUUAUCAUGAAAGUAAAUGGCAAGGCUACCUUGAGUCAUCAAGAGAAUUGGAUCCUAAAUGAAAUCAAGAACCAAACCGAGCAGAUUCUGAAGCUGGUCUUUGAGAACUACAAAUCUCUUGAUGAGUCUUCUUUCUCUGGAAUGAAUGAUGUAGUCAGUUCUGCAACAGGAGUUCCAGCGCCCGCACUCGCUCCUGCUGUUAAAGUGUACAUGCUUCUGCAUGAUAUAUUAUCUCCGAAGGAUCAGAGUAAUCUUUGUCAUUACUUCCAGGUAGGAGCAAAGAAGAGAUCUAGAAUGCAUAUGGGUGAGACAGAUGAGUUUGUUACAAACAACAAUGAUCCCAAUUUUUGGGAUCCUUCUUCAAUGUCGUCUGCUUACAAGAAAAUGACUAUGGUCUGCAAGAAUGUAAAGAAUGAGAUUUAUACUGAUAUUGAGAUCCACAAUCAAUAUAUACUUCCCAGCUUUAUUGACCUUCCAAACUUGUCAGCAUCCAUAUAUAGCACUGAUCUCCGAAACAGACUUCGAACAUUCCUUGCUGCAUUUCCACCGUCUGGUCCUUCACCAGCAGUUGCAGAGCUUGUUAUUGCAACUGUAGAAUUUCAACGUGAUCUUUCCAGCUGGAACAUUGGUCCUAUCCAAGCUGGUGUUGAUGCAAAAGAAUUGUUCCACCAGUAUAUUAUGAUUUGGAUUCAAGAUAGACGCCUUUCCUUACUUGAGUCAUGCAAACUUGAUAAGGUACAAUGGGGCGGAGUCCGGACACAGCAUUCAACAACUCCAUUUGUUGAUGAAAUGUACACCAGGCUGAACGAAACCAUUCAAGACUAUCAAGUUAUCAUUUCUAGAUGGCCCAAAUAUAUCUUUGUCCUGGAGAGUGCCAUUGCUGAUGUUGAAAAAGCAAUUGUGGAAGCUCUGGAGAAGCAGUAUGCAAAUGUCUUAUCACCUCUAAUAGAAAUCUUGCCUCCAAAAAAGCCAUAUGUAGUUCCGGAUGAGCUGGGAUUUUUAUUAAACACUAUGAAGAGAAUGCUUGAUGUUCUAGGGUCUAAUAUAGAGGAUCAAUUCAAAGCAUGGUCUUCAUCAUGCAUUCCUGAGGGUGGGAACGUAGCUCAUGGGGAUCGUCUUUCUGAGGUGACGGUGAUGCUCAGAGCCAAGUUUCGAAGUUACCUUCAAGCUGUUGUCGAAAAACUCGCACAAAAUGCGACAACGUUGAAGAAGAUUCUUCAGGACUCUAAGGGCAGUGGUCUCCACUGCGCCUUCUCUAAAGAAAGUGUUGGAGAAUCAGACAUGCAUAACUUGAAGGAGCAGCUCACCAACACACUGAAUAAUCUACAUUCGGUUUGUGCGACGCAUGUAUUCAUCGCAUUGUCUCGAGGAUACUGGGAUCGUAUGGGAGAGAUUGUUCUAAGCUUUUUGGAGAACAAGACAGAGAACAGCAGAGCUUGGUAUAAGGGUCCUAGAGUUGUUGUCUCAAUGUUAGACGAUACAUUUGCAGCAGAGAUGCAAAAGCUACUAGGAGAUUCGUUGAGAGAGCAAGACCUGGAGCCUCCGAGAUCGGUUGUGGAGCUUCGCUGGAUUCUUUGCAAGGAAAACGCCUAAAAUGCUCAAGAUUGCUUUAUAGCUCGAAACUGUAAGGGAUCAGAUCUCAUUUCCUUUUAGCACUAGCAUGUCAGUGUAUUACAAGAAGUGAAAUACAAAAACUCUCUUUACAAAAUUGACUAAAUUCAUGGAGAAUAAGUCUGAUUUAAUAUCUGGCGAACAAGUCCCUGCGUUGGGGACCUAAACAACACCAAACUAUGUGUGAUGUGAAGAAGAUUGAGAUCAAACAAAUGGUGACGGCUUCAGAAACAAGCAUAUAUUGAAUUGAGAUCAAACUAAUCUUUAACAUUGAAUGUUUGAGGAUAACAUCACAGAGAAGAAGAGGCCACAAACAAAUAGCAUAUGUACAGAUAAAUCA